Messenger RNA from Sorex fumeus (smoky shrew), 2734 nucleotides. It is a transcript of the gene SSBP3, whose product is annotated as single stranded DNA binding protein 3. Gene Ontology annotation, biological process: positive regulation of transcription by RNA polymerase II. Gene Ontology annotation, cellular component: nucleus. The transcript is spliced from 18 exons. Bases 202 to 1365 code for a protein of 387 amino acids. Gene Ontology annotation, molecular function: single-stranded DNA binding; protein binding. The record is from RefSeq and is a predicted model, not a curated record. Lineage: Eukaryota; Metazoa; Chordata; Mammalia; Eulipotyphla; Soricidae.
GCCGGGCGAUGGGGCCGCGGCCGGGGCUGACGCUUUGACAGCUGGCAGGAGCGCGGAGCCGGCGCCGGGGGCGCGGGCGGGCAGCGCGGCGCGGGCAGCGCGGGCGAGCGGGCGGCGAGCGCCGGGGAGGGGGCCGGGGGCGAGCGGGCAGCGCGGCGGCGGCGGCGGCGGCGGGGCUCGGCGCCCUCCUCUCUGCGAACCAUGUUUGCCAAAGGCAAAGGCUCGGCGGUGCCCUCGGACGGGCAGGCUCGGGAAAAGCUAGCUUUAUACGUCUACGAGUAUUUGCUGCACGUAGGAGCACAGAAAUCUGCACAGACCUUCUUGUCGGAGAUUCGAUGGGAAAAGAACAUCACGUUGGGAGAACCGCCGGGGUUUUUGCACUCGUGGUGGUGCGUGUUUUGGGACCUUUACUGUGCAGCUCCUGAGAGGCGAGACACUUGUGAACAUUCAAGCGAAGCGAAGGCCUUUCAUGACUACAGCGCAGCUGCUGCCCCGAGCCCCGUGCUUGGCAACAUUCCCCCCAACGACGGGAUGCCAGGGGGCCCCAUCCCACCCGGUUUCUUCCAGGGUCCUCCCGGGUCACAGCCCUCGCCGCACGCACAGCCUCCUCACAAUCCCAGCAGCAUGAUGGGACCCCACAGUCAGCCUUUCAUGUCACCGCGCUACGCAGGCGGCCCCCGGCCCCCGAUCCGAAUGGGGAACCAGCCUCCGGGAGGAGUUCCUGGGACGCAGCCUCUGCUGCCCAAUGCCAUGGACCCCACGCGGCAGCAAGGGCACCCCAACAUGGGAGGAUCCAUGCAGAGGAUGAACCCGCCACGAGGCAUGGGGCCCAUGGGCCCUGGGCCACAGAAUUACGGCAGCGGCAUGAGACCACCACCCAACUCCCUCGGCCCCGCCAUGCCCGGGAUUAACAUGGGCCCGGGAGCCGGCCGACCCUGGCCCAAUCCUAACAGUGCUAACUCAAUCCCAUACUCCUCCUCGUCACCCGGCACCUACGUGGGGCCCCCUGGUGGAGGCGGCCCUCCAGGAACGCCCAUCAUGCCUAGCCCUGCAGAUUCAACAAAUUCCAGUGACAACAUCUACACAAUGAUUAAUCCGGUGCCGCCCGGAGCCAGCCGGUCCAACUUCCCGAUGGGUCCCGGCUCGGACGGCCCCAUGGGCGGCAUGGGCGGCAUGGAGCCCCACCACAUGAACGGAUCUCUAGGGUCAGGUGACAUCGACGGACUCCCCAAAAACUCUCCCAACAACAUAAGUGGCAUUAGCAAUCCUCCGGGCACCCCGCGAGACGACGGCGAGCUAGGAGGGAACUUCCUCCAUUCCUUCCAGAACGACAAUUACUCCCCGAGCAUGACGAUGAGUGUGUGACCCCUCUUCUCCGAGACGCUGAGAGACGCGACUUUGCAGGCGGGAAGAUGCCGGAAAUUAUGCAAGAAGACGUGAGGUGUCGCUUCCCAGGAGCCGGGGGGCAUCUCCCGGCCCCCCACCCUCUCCACUCCCCCACCUCCCCCAACUUGAGUUUCAUGCAAUAAAAAGGCUGAACUUUUUAUUCCAUAAAACGUGAAGGACAGAACGCAAAUAAAAUCCGUUUCAAGUCCAUGCCCAGAAGCCCCCUCGCACCCCGCCUUUCCUGGAAGGACUUUUUAUGUACAUGACACUUUUUCGUUGUUUUUUUUUUUUUCUGGUUUAUUUUUGUUUUGUUCGUUUGGGGUUUUACUGUUGUUGGAUUUUUUUUUCCAAUGUUUUCAGGGUUUUGUUUUUUCAGGGUGGGGGGGUGAUUUUUAAAAUGGAAGCUUCUAGCAAGUCCCCACCCACCUCAGCAUCCUUUUUGCUUUUUUUCUUUAAAAAAAACAAAAACAAAAAACAACAAAAAAAAAUGAACGAAAAGGACAAAAAAAAAAAUAACCAAACCCCAGCCCACCCUGACACCAGGCUGCCUGCUGCCUGCCCAGCCCCUCCAGGACGCCAGACUGAGGACCCCAGCGGGUCCGGAGCCUCUGGGAAGGAAGAAGGGCUCGUAGUGGCCGGGCGAGGGACGGGCAGGCGCCCGCUCUGGCCUUGCCCAGUUCCUCCCGCCCAGGGGGUGCUCGCAGCUGGACCCUGUGGACCCGUGACAAACUACACCCCCAUUCAGUGGCCUGCAACGCUCGACGCCGGACACCUGAGCACUCUCCGGAUCCCUCCAGGCGGAGACUGUGGCCCCAGCACCCCCUGCCCCCCUCAGCGAGGAUCCCACCCACGGAGGGGGCUGCCCGCAGCCCGGCGGGGAGGCUGAGACCUGCACCCCGGAAGCAGCUGGAGUUCCGGCUUCCUCUGUCUGUCUGUUUUUUUCUUUCUCCUUCCUUCUCUCUCGAGGAUGGGCGAUGGACCAGGAUUGCUCUGUACGCGCUGGGGCCUGGCGGGAAGAGUCGGGACUCGCCGUGGGGGGCGGGCGCUGGGCCCACCAACCCAACGGACAUGCUGUUUCCGCUCCUGUUUUUACUCUCCAAAACCGCCUUGCCACGGUGGAGCCUGCCCCCCACCCCCCAAGGAGGGGAGCCCCCCGGAGCUCCCCUCUCCUCACCGCCCCCGAUGGGAAUCUGUGUGUCUUGCCCUGAAGACACCCCAAUUCUUUGUACAUUGACCCCCGCCCCCUCCCCUGUAGCUGGUCUUUGUUUGCCCCUUUCUGAUCCAUGUAUAUCAUAUUAUGUGACAUACCAUCUGCCUGAAAAAAAGACCUCGUGCGGAUUAUUGGGAA